UUGUUUCGCGCUUCUUCGCUUGCACAUCGCAUAUGUCUGACGCUACCGGCUACCAUCCAGCAAAAGCAUAUCUCCCCUGCCCCCGCAUACCAUCCACGUUCAUUCUCUUUUAUCUCUCUUCCUCCCUGAGGCCAUCCCUCAGUUUCGACCCGAAAGCCUACUUUUUUAAUCUCUCUCUUUCGCUUUUCCCAUUGUUCUAUGGAAUCAUCUCGUCCGUCUUCUAGCCCACGCCGAUCUCCUUUCCGCUACUUCCAGUGUUCCUGUUUCAGACGGUGUUGUCGUUGUUUCUGCUAUUUCUACUCCUACCCCUAAGCUAGUUUUCCUAACAAGAAGUUCUACCUCUCAUUUCUUAUCUCAAGGACGUGCAAGUCAGGAAAUAUGGAUUUGUCGGGUGCUCAGUCGGGCCUUUCUCUGGGCUUAAACUCUCAGAUUUCGUCACCGGCUUUGGCGGGCCAUGUCAAUGAUGAUUUAGCUUCCUUUCGACAGAAUUCGAGCUUUCGUAGUUCCUCCAACACAACCCCUCUUGUGCCGUUGCAGUUGCUCGAGGAAAAAGACGACAAGGUUAGGGUCAAAUCCAGUGAAGAAACAGAGGAUGAGGAGGAAGAAGAAGAGGAAGGAGCAGUGGAAGAUGAAGCGAUCGACUUUAUGGGUCGGCCUGUGUGUGUGAAGAGGAAAUUAGAGGGACAGCCGAAUUUCUCUUCGAAUCUUCCGAAGCGGCUUGCUGUCGAUUCCGGGCUGGACGCGAGGCGAGCUUCAGUGCAGGCUUUCGCGAAUCAGCCAAUGGAGGUAGCUGACCCCGAAAUUCAUGAAAUAAUGGGGAAGGAAAAGCGGAGACAGUUCACAGGGAUAGAAUUGAUUGCUUCUGAGAAUUUUGUAUGCAGAGCUGUCAUGGAAGCUCUGGGAAGUCAUUUGACGAACAAGUACUCUGAAGGAAUGCCUGGAGCCAAAUACUACACAGGAAAUCAGUUCAUUGAUCAGAUGGAAUUGCUUUGCUGUAAGCGUGCAUUGGCUGCCUUUGAUCUCCAUCCAAGCAAGUGGGGCGUGAACGUUCAGCCUUACUCAUGUACUUCUGCCAACUUUGCGGUGUACACUGGUAUAUUGCAUCCAGGGGAUCGAAUUAUGGGUUUGGAUCUGCCAUCUGGUGGGCAUCUGAGUCAUGGAUAUUAUACCCACAGUGGAAAAAAGAUUUCUGUGGCAUCGAUAUUCUUUGAAACUCUUCCCUACAAAGUCAAUCCUCUAACAGGCUACUUAGACUAUGACAAGCUUGAAGAAAAAGCCUGCGAUUAUCGCCCCAAACUACUUAUAUGCGGAGGCAGUUCGUAUCCUAGAGAAUGGGAUUAUGCAAGGUUUAGGAAGAUUGCUGAUAAGUGUGGGGCUGUUUUGAUGUGUGACAUGGCUCAUAUUAGCGGGCUUGUGGCAGCUAAGGAAGUUGCUAGCCCAUUUGAUUACUGUGAUAUUGUUACUUCAACAACCCACAAAAGUCUCCGAGGUCCAAGGGGAGGUAUCAUCUUUUAUAGGAAAGGUCCAAAACCUAGGAAGCAAGGCCUGGCUCUUAAUCAUGGGGAUGAUGGUAAUUAUGACUUGGAGGAAAAGAUAAACUUCGCUUUAUAUCCAUCCUUACAAGGAGGCCCACACAAUAAUCACAUUGCUGCUCUUGCCAUAGCCUUAAAACAAGUUGCAACUCCAGAGUACAAAGUAUACAUGCAACAGGUGAAGAAAAAUGCGCAGGCGUUAGCAUCUGCUUUGCUGAAAAGAAAAUGCAGACUGGUAACUGAUGGCACUGACAAUCACUUGUUGCUCUGGGACCUAACUGCACUCGGCUUACUUGAUAGAAACUAUGAGAAGGUCUGUGAGGCUUGUCAUAUCACACUCAACAAAUGUGCCAUUUAUGGUUCUAUUUCACCUGGAGGAGUGAGAAUCGGUACUCCUGCAAUGACAUCAAGAGGUUGCUUAGAGGAUGAUUUUGAGAUCAUAGCUGAUUUUCUUCUGAAGGCAGCACAGAUUACGAGCAAUAUACAGAAGGAAUAUGGAAAAUCUUGUAAAGAUUUCCUCAAAGGUCUUCAAAAUAAUAAAGAUAUUGUUGAGCUCAGAAAUCAGGUUGAGGCAUUUGCUUCCGAGCUUCCGAUGCCAGCAUUUGAUAUUUGAUUCAACCAUUUAAGUAGGCAGCCUCCACAUUUGGCAUGGUGACCAAUCCACUCGGUUUCGCUCUUCUGCUUACUCUGACCUUUGCAAAGGAAGCUCCCUAGGAUCAUAUACACAAACGGGGCACAGAUUAGUUUGCCUCGGCAUACAUCAUUAUGUCGUAACAGUUUAUCGGGGUUCAUGUACUGUACAAAAUAUUCCCUUUCCACUAAUUUUAUGGAUACCCUUUGCUUGUUUAUGGAAGAAACGACUGUAAUUUCAGGAACUCGUUCAGGAGAGGUCUUUUGAGUGCACCUUGUUCUGGGGACUACAUACUGUUGAAUUCUCGGAUUGAUGUCGCGCGAACUAUUCUGGGGACUAGGCGUUGUUCUUGGUUUCUUUAA
Neltuma alba is the source of this 2525-nucleotide messenger RNA. Its product is annotated as serine hydroxymethyltransferase 7. The transcript has 4 exons. The record is from RefSeq and is a predicted model, not a curated record. Gene Ontology annotation, molecular function: pyridoxal phosphate binding; glycine hydroxymethyltransferase activity. Gene Ontology annotation, cellular component: cytoplasm; mitochondrion. The coding region runs from base 379 to 2145 and encodes 588 amino acids. NCBI's taxonomy places the organism in Eukaryota, Viridiplantae, Streptophyta, Magnoliopsida, Fabales, Fabaceae. Gene Ontology annotation, biological process: tetrahydrofolate interconversion.